Molecule: messenger RNA, 273 nt
Organism: Ochotona princeps (American pika)
Lineage: Eukaryota; Metazoa; Chordata; Mammalia; Lagomorpha; Ochotonidae
Product: guanine nucleotide-binding protein G(I)/G(S)/G(O) subunit gamma-5-like
Exons: 2
Coding region: 1-273 (90 amino acids)
Biological process (GO): G protein-coupled receptor signaling pathway
Cellular component (GO): heterotrimeric G-protein complex
Molecular function (GO): G-protein beta-subunit binding
Source: RefSeq, a predicted model, not a curated record
AUGAGCCUGCAGGAGCGAUGGAACCACAAGAAGAAAUCGCAAAGUUGGGCUGUCUUUGAGCAUGCCACGUCUGGUUCCUCCAGCGUUGCUGCUACGAGGAAAAUGGUUCAACAGUCCCGGCUGAAGGCCGGCCUCAGCCGCGCGAAGGUGUACCAGGAAGCUAUAGACUUGAACCAGUUCUGUAUGCUGGAUGCUCCACGUGAUCCCCUGCUGACUGGAGCAUCUUCAAGUGCAAAUCCCUUCAGACCCCAGAAAGCCUGUUCUUUCCUGUAA